UGAUUUGACACAGUGAGUUGUGGGGCUGCACGUGUCUUCAUCUAGAUGGGGACUUGUAUAAAGUCCUCUCCCUGCUGCCCAGGUGACUGAUUUGACAGCUGGAAGACACAGUGAGUUGUGAGACCUGUUAGUAAAGGAGAGAGGGACAUUGUUGAUGAUGAUGCUGGGUCUGGGCUCUGUUGGAUUGGUUCUGUUAUCUCUGUCUGUCCAGAGUGGACAUGGAGCCCAGGACAGUGCUGUCUGGAGUAGAGAGGAGACCACUGAGAGGAAUUACUACACCAGGUACCACAACAUGUCAGAGAUUACAGCAUGGGUGGAGCAGAUGAAGAGGGAGAACCCAGAUGUUGUGUCCUCCAUGGUCUACGGUCAAACCUAUGAGAGGAGAAACAUCACCUUACUGAAGAUUGGUCUGCGUUCUACUGGGAGGAAAAAGGCUAUCUGGAUGGACUGUGGUAUCCACGCCAGAGAAUGGAUCACUCCUGCUUUCUGCCAGUACUUCGUUAAAGAGAUCCUGAGAACGUACAAAACCGACACCAAGGUGAAUGAGAUGAUGAAAAAUCUGGAUUUCUACAUCACACCAGUCCUAAACGUUGAUGGCUACAUCUACUCUUGGCAUAAUGAAAGUACUCGACUGUGGAGGAAGUCCAGAUCUCCAGGAACAGGAGGCUGUACCUGCUAUGGAACAGACCUCAAUCGUAACUUCUACGCUAACUGGGGCAUGGUUGGUGUCUCGACAGACUGCUGCAAUCUGUUCUACUGCGGCACCAAGGCUCUCUCUGAGUCUGAGGCCUGGGCCGUCACAGACAUGUUGGGGAAGAUGAGAGAAGAUAUUCUGGCUUUCCUCACCAUCCACUCCUAUGGCCAGCAGCUCCUGGUGCCCUACGGACAUCCCAACACUUCAGCACCCAACCAUGAUGAGCUGAUGGAGGUGGGUCUGGGAGCAGCCAUGGCUAUAAAGGCUGUCCAUGGUAUGGACUACACUGUAGGCACCUCACCUGAUAUCCUGUAUCCCUUCUCGGGUUCGUCUCAGGACUUCACCAGGCUGAUCGGCAUCCCGUUGUCUUUCACCUUUGAGCUGAGGGACAAGGGCAAACACGGCUUCAAGCUCCCAGAGGACCAGAUCCAGCCCACCUGUGAGGAGGCCUACGCAGGAGCACAACACAUCAUCACCUACACACACGACAAGGCCUUCUACAGCUAUGCUGCCACCAUCAGGGCAACACUGUGGACCACACUGCUGGCAGCCUGGGUCUCUAGCGCCACCCUGCUGUAAACUGGGAGGACUGCAGGAGUCAGAUGAAACCCACUUAUUUUGUCAAGUGUGGUAUGUUACUUGUGUCUUUAAAACUCUACUGCAAAACUGUUAAAUUAUCAUCUACUUCUUAUGUUACUUUUAAUAUUGACAAAACACAUACAGGUUAUUUGUAGUACAGUGUGCUUUGCAUUAACAUUUCAUUGAUAUAAAUACACUCAAACCGUAA
Molecule: messenger RNA, 1481 nt
Organism: Oncorhynchus masou masou (cherry salmon)
Lineage: Eukaryota; Metazoa; Chordata; Actinopteri; Salmoniformes; Salmonidae
Product: carboxypeptidase O-like
Exons: 9
Coding region: 155-1273 (372 amino acids)
Biological process (GO): proteolysis
Molecular function (GO): zinc ion binding; metallocarboxypeptidase activity
Source: RefSeq, a predicted model, not a curated record